This is a messenger RNA of Prosopis cineraria, 1046 nucleotides long. Its product is annotated as protein RESTRICTED TEV MOVEMENT 3-like. Lineage: Eukaryota; Viridiplantae; Streptophyta; Magnoliopsida; Fabales; Fabaceae. The transcript is spliced from 4 exons. The record is from RefSeq and is a predicted model, not a curated record. Bases 54 to 983 code for a protein of 309 amino acids. Gene Ontology annotation, molecular function: protein binding.
UUGCCAUAUUCACUGCUCGCCUUGACGUGCAUUGAUCACAAAUUGAUGAUGACAUGAAGAGUCAGGAGCCUAAGGAUAUAAUACACAAGAAAAUAGCAUGGACUAUCGGCAACUUUAGUUCAUUAAAGACCAAAACUGAACACGUUUCUGAGGUUUUCAUGGCUGCUGGUUGUGCUUGGAGACUUUGUAUGUACAAAGGAAGAUUAGAUAGGAAGUCAUUGGCUAUAUUUUUGGAAGUAGCUGAUGCUUUGAGUUUACCUCAAGGUUGGAGUAUAAAUACAGCCUGCACUAUCAUUGUGGUUAAUCAAGUUUACAGUAAAAAUUCUAAAAAAGCAGAUGUUAAUAAUUGGGGUUAUCCAUCUUUUAUGGAAUUGACUACACUUCAAAACCCAUCUAAUGGCUAUAUUUUGAAUGAUAAAUGCAUUAUUGAAGUUGAGUUUUCUAAAGUAAGCCCCGUAGGCACUCAAGCAUUGGUCCCAAAAGAUGAUGAUGUCACUGAGUUCAAAGAUUUGGGACUAAUACAAAAAGCAUUGGUUCCACUACUAGAGGAGGCUUGUUCAUGGCAUCCUUCAUUGAUGGACUAUAAGCAAAAGGGAAGUCGUAAGUUUACUGAGUGGGCAUUUACUGCAUUGGGUCGAGUUCUUCAAUUCUUGAAGAACAAGAAGUGGAAGGAUAUGAAUGAGAACGCAUGUGAAGAGCUUCAAUAUUUGUUGGAGGAGCUUGAAAUGAGUAGAUUAGACUUGAAGUGGUUGGAGCCUCUUGUUAAAUCUGCUUUAAAUAUGAAAGGAUAUGCUGAGAAGGUAGAGACAAUGAAAAGGUUGAAGCAAAACCUAGUGGUGUUGGAGAUAGAGAUGAACAAGACAAAGGAAAAACUAGCUAACAAAGAAGAAAAUGUUGAGAUGAUAAGAAAAGAAUUGGUGAAUGCAGAAGACAACUUUGAAGAGAAGGAUCUAGAUGCAAAAAUUGGGUAUGGGAAAUCCUAGUCAUUAUAUAUGCGUUGAUAAUGUAACAUAUAGAAGUCCUAGAUAUACAUAAGAAGUUCAAUU